AUGGAUAACCCCCAAGGCAGCUGUGGCAGCACCGAUCAUGUGGAGGACCGCAGCUUGGACGGAUUCGUCGAUAAGCAUUUGGCACUCUUGGAACUGGAACGACAAGAGGAAGUCGAACAGAAUGCGAAGCUGCAGGAGAAGUACUCAGUCAAGGAACUCCAGAGCAAAGGCCUCUGCAUCACGAAGCUAGUCCUCGACUGCGCUCACACCGGCCUUUACGGACGAAGUAUCUGCAAAUUUCGAUCGUGCCACCACGGAGCGCCGCUGCCCUCCCACGGCUUUUCGAACGGUGAUAUUGUUGGUGUGGUGGUGGCAAGUGAUGCAGCCAGGGAGGUUGUCUGCUCUGGUGUCGUUUCCAGUGUUGCACCUGCAAACAUCACACUUGCUUUUGACGAAGGUCGGGACACACUCGACGCUGACGAUGGACGCGUCUUCAACUUGCUCAAACUUGCCAAUGACGUCACCUACAGGAGGCUGAAAAGGACACUGGAGAAACUGCGUAAAACCAGGGAAAUAAGGUACAGCAACCUCAUCGAAAUUCUAUUUGGAACAGUGUCUCCAACCGAGGCACCAAUAUCGACCUCCCAGAAGCCUAUUGAGUUUUCCAACAAGGCCCUAGACGAAUCACAGCAAGAGGCAGUUGCCUUUUCCCUGAGGCAGAAGGAGCUGGCCAUCAUCCACGGUCCACCAGGGACGGGAAAGACGACCACCCUGGUCGAGGUGGUACUCCAGUGCUCCAGGCAAGGCUCCAAGGUCUUGGUCUGUGCCCCUUCGAACGUCGCCGUUGACAACCUGGUGGAGAGGCUGCUGUGCACGUCGCUGAAGGUUGUGCGCCUCGGUCACCCGGCACGCCUGCUGCCAGCCAUCGCUCGGCACUCCCUCGAUGCCAUCCUGGCCAGGUCGGACGACUUUGGCAUCAUCGGCGACAUCCGCAAGGAAAUUGACGAGCUGAUGUCCUCGUCUGCCAAGAGCAAGGCCAAGGACAAGGGAUAUCAGAUGCGUGGCAAGCUGUCGGAGCUGCGCAAGGAACUCAAAGAUCGUGAGCGCAGGGCCAUCGGUCGCAUCCUCGCCAAUGCCGAUGUGGUGCUGUCCACGCUGACCACGGCCUCGGACGAUGGACCACUGAAGAACCUGCCCGAGGGCCACUUCCAAGUGGCCGUUAUUGAUGAAUGCUCGCAGGCUCUGGAAGUUGCCUGCUGGAUGGCGCUUCUCCGAGCACCCAAGUGCAUUCUUGCGGGAGACCAUCUCCAGUUACCCCCGACCAUCGUCUCUGAAGCUGCAGCCAAGGGAGGCCUGGAGGUGACGCUGAUGGAGCGGGCACUGCGCCUGCACGGCGAGGCUGUCGUUCGCAUGCUGGUGACGCAGUACCGCAUGCACGAGCUCAUCAUGCGCUGGUCGUCCGACCGCCUCUAUGCUGGGAGGCUGCUGGCACAUGCGUCGGUCGCAGCACAUUUGCUCAGGGACCUUCCCGGAGUGGAAGACAACGAUGACACUGCUCUCCCGUUGCUUCUCAUCGACACGGCUGGUUGCGGAAUGGUCGAACUGGACACUCCAGACGACGAGUCCAAGGGAAACGAAGGAGAAGCUGACCUUGUGGCAAUUCACAUCGAACGGCUUGUUUCAAGCGGUGUUCCAGCCUCUGAAAUUGCUGUGAUCUCACCUUAUAACCUUCAGGUGGAGCUCAUCAGGCUUCGUCUCUCUGCCCGGCAUCCUGGCUUGGAGAUUCGCUCGGUCGACGGUUUCCAGGGUCGUGAAAAAGAGGCCGUUGUGAUGUCAUUUGUGCGCUCUAACGACACAGGAGCCGUCGGUUUCCUUGCCGAGGAUCGGAGGAUCAACGUGGCGGUGACGAGGGCCCGGCGCCACCUGGCCGUCGUGUGCGACAGCACCACCAUGUCGAGGCACGACUUUCUGAAGUCGCUCGUCGACUACAUUGGCAACGAAGGGGAAGUGCGAAGUGCGCGGGAGUACACGUCUGACCUCGAACUGUGUUCAUCCUCACUAAGGCCAACCAGCUUACGGGAGAGAGAGGUGAACAAGCCGGCCAACAAGCCCAAGUCAAAGUCGCGGCAGCAGCCAUCGCAGAGCAGCCAGAAUGUUCAUGGCGUAAUGCCGAGGCAAGCCUCCAAGCCAAAUGGUACUCAACGUUCUCAAAGGACUGUGGAGAAGACGACAGAACCAUCUCCGUGGGAAGCCGUGGUCAGGGGCUUUGCCAACUCUGCAGAAAAGCAGCAGUCACUUCCGAGUUCGCUGACUGCCUACGAGAGGCGCACUGUCCAUGAGCUUGCUGAAAAGCUUGGCCUGAUUCAUGUCAGCGAGGGCGAUGGCGACAAACGACACGUUGUGCUCAAGAAACGCACCAAGCAGAGAAUGCCGUCUGCAGCACCUUGCCCCAUGGUUGAGAACUCCAGCACUGCUGCAGUCUUGGAAGACGACACGGAUGCUUCAAAACCCGCUGCCACGACUGCAGAAGGGUCGCAGGGCGCAUCCGACGAACCGACCGUGUCGCCAGGCCCGAGAGCGCAGGAGAUCAAAACGCAGCAGCAGAAAAAGAAAAAACCGGCAAAGCCACCGGCGGGUGACACGAAGCACAAAGAAGAAGCAGAAGAAAACUUUGACGAACUCAUUGCAAACGUGAUGAAGUCAGACAGGACGUGCUCUUUCGCAAAGUGUGGUGAAAAGUUACACACUGCACUUGCCGGCAUAGGCGGACCGUGCCCUUUUUGCAGGCGUGGAUUCUGUUUUAAGCACGCCUUGCCGGAAGUGCAUGGCUGUGGUGAGGAAGCCUGCAAACAGGCUCGGAUAGCCUGGCAUCGCUCCAAGGGAGGGACUGUGGCACCGAGCUACGUCAAGCCAGAGAAGAGGGCGCAAGCACAGAAGGCGCUAGACAAACGGCUCGCCCAGAUGGCCGAGUCUAGAAAGCGGCAGACAAAAAAGUGAUGCUUCUACACAGUCUAAUGUAAUAAAGUGGUACCUAGAUUUC
Messenger RNA from Rhipicephalus sanguineus (brown dog tick), 2980 nucleotides. Its product is annotated as DNA-binding protein SMUBP-2. NCBI's taxonomy places the organism in Eukaryota, Metazoa, Arthropoda, Arachnida, Ixodida, Ixodidae. The coding region runs from base 1 to 2937 and encodes 978 amino acids. Gene Ontology annotation, molecular function: zinc ion binding; RNA binding; ATP hydrolysis activity. The transcript has 17 exons. The record is from RefSeq and is a predicted model, not a curated record.